Messenger RNA from Penicillium hordei, 2382 nucleotides. RefSeq names its product MFS transporter. Gene Ontology annotation, biological process: xenobiotic detoxification by transmembrane export across the plasma membrane. The transcript is spliced from 8 exons. The record is from RefSeq and is a predicted model, not a curated record. Gene Ontology annotation, molecular function: fluconazole transmembrane transporter activity. The coding region runs from base 1 to 2382 and encodes 793 amino acids. Lineage: Eukaryota; Fungi; Ascomycota; Eurotiomycetes; Eurotiales; Aspergillaceae.
AUGAAUGCUCUAAUCCGCGAGAGUUUGUUUGGACGCCUCUUGAAUUUUUUAACCAGUAACAAUGCCUUGCCAUAUCCUGAUCUUGAGAUACCUAAACUCGAACCUAAACUCGAGAUGGUGUCGAAUUCAGCUACGUCGACCACUUCGGUGACGCCCGAGCCCGGGCGUGAAUUUAUCGUUGAAUUCUCAGGUGACGAUGACCCGGACAUGCCAAGGAACUGGUCACGGUUAUCGAAGACGCUCGUCAUGUUGGAUGUAAUGUUCCUGAAUUUCAGCUUCUAUGCCGCUUCGGCAAUUUUCACACCAAGUAUUCCCGGUAUCGAGGAUCAAUUCGGCGCCACGACUGCUGAAGGAACUCUUGGACUAUCACUAUUUGUCAUUGCCUAUGGCAUUGGACCUUUGUUUUUGUCUCCACUAUCAAAUCUCCCAGCUAUCGGCCGUACACCGGUGUACGUCUUGGGUUCUCUCGUCUUCUGUCUGCUAAACAUCGGAACGGCUCUUGGAAAGAAUAUUGAGACUAUCCUCACGCUACGUUUUUUCGGUGGUUUCUUUGGAAGCGCCCCAAUAAGUGUUGGAGGAGCAACUCUGAUGGAAGUAUACGGGCCGGGCGAAGUGCCGUACGCGAUUGCUUUAUAUGCAGUAAGCGGGGUUUGUGGGCCGAUUUUAGGACCGAUAUUCGGGACUCUAGUGAUCGAUCGUUGGCACACUUGGACAGCAAGUUUAUGGCUUCUUGCUGGAAUUACCGCAUUCACAACGUUGUUCAUCUUUUUUUUAUUACCGGAGACGCUGUCUUCCAACAUUCUUCUUCGUCGAGCGCAGCGCCUUCGUGCACGAACAAGAAAUCCUUUAUACCGAACCCAAUCUGAAAUGGCACCAACGACGAGCUUUGGCGCCAUGCUCUUUGAGCAGGCAGUAAACGAUCUUAAAAUAUCCUGCAUGGAUCCGGUGAUUAUUUUCGUGAACAUACACACCAUGCUGAUAUAUGGCAUUCUCUAUCUAUGGUUUGAAUUCUUUCCGUUUGUUUUUGGAGGAGUAUAUCAUUUCAGUCCUGUACAACAAGCUCUUGCAUUUUUCGGUAUCCUCGCCGGCGCAGUCAUAUCCGUUGUGGCAUACGUACUCUGGCUCCGAUUCUCCUACCAGCCUCGCGUAUCUAGGCUAGAAUCCAGUGUCGAGCCCGAAGCGAGACUAGUCCCAGGACAAAUCGGUGCAAUUUGCAUUCCAAUCUGUUUGUUCAUAUUUGCAUGGACAUCACGACCAGAUGUACACUGGGUUGUUCCAGUAAUCGGCACCGCUUUUUUUGCGCCAGGUUUCUACCUCACGUUUCAGUCUAUUCUCAAUUAUCUUGGAGAAUCUUAUCCGAGACACGUUGCAAGUGUGUUCGCCGGCAAUACCUUUUUUAGGAGCUCAUUUGGAGGUGCAUUACCUUUGGCUGCCCCUCGGAUGCUGCAGUCUCUUGGAAUUGGCUGGGCAUCCAGUACAUUGGGAUUCAUUUCCGUCGCUAUGCUUCCGCUUCCCUUCAUUCUGGAAAGGCCAGUCACUACUUUAAUCUUCCAUUAUAACACUCAGUUUGCCCCUCCAAAUCUCUACCGAGAGACAUCUCCAAAUGGCAGCCCUCCCAACGCCCUAGCGGGCUACGCAAACAUGUUCGGCGUUGGCACUGUAUAUGCCGCAAGCACAUUCCAAGAACAAUUACCACGAUUGUUGGAGAUUUCGCAACAACCCAGCUAUGCACCUUUCGCGGUAGCGUGCCUGGGCCUGUCCGUCGGCGUCGCUAUCUGUGGCUCCAUGCUAUACCGAACCGAUGCCAGUGUUGUUACAGCCCGCGGUACAAGUCUUUGGGGGAUAGCACUCAUCUGCGCCGGCCUUUCUCUGAGAUAUGGAAGCUUUAUUGGUAUACUACUGAGCUUCUUCUUUGGUGGUAUUGGCAUUGGCUUGACAUAUCUCGCUGUGGUCAUUCUCGUGGGGCAGGCUUUUCCCAACCACGCUCUCGCUAGAAGUGCAAUCGGGCCUUUGGGAUUUUCUUCUGGUGCGUCGGUGUGUCUUUACCUCGGAUUGGCUCUUGAUUUCGACACUUUGAGCGCUGUAGACCUUGGACGACUGGUCGCUCUUGGUGGAGUUGGCUGUGUCUCUAUUGGUGCUAGCACUGGGUUUUUGAUGACCACAACCGACAAGACUCGAUACCCUACGGGUGAAAAGUCACAAUCAAUGCAAGGAAAGACCUUCUUUUCUGUUCUGCUCUUUUUAAAUACCUUGCCAGGGAUGAAACUUUCCGGUACACUGCUCCCAAUCGUGUCAUUUCACGCGCAAGGUUCCUCUGAAUUUUCUCCCCUUCAGCUUGAUUGCCCUUACGGCUGGCGGUUUUCUUGCCCCAACCCUCAAUAA